AUGACAGAAAUCCCAUGUGCCCAGACCCCUCUUUUUGUCUUGUUUCUGUUGAUUUACAUUGCCACUUUGGUUCGGGUGUCUCCCAGCCUCCACACCCCCAUGUACUUCUUCCUCUCCCAUUUUGCCUUCACUGACAUCUGCUGUUCCACAGUCAUCUCCCCCAGGAUGCUGGCAGACCUGUUAUCAGAGGACAGAACCAUUUCUUUCUCUGGCUGCAUGAUGCAGUUCCUCACCUUUGCCUUCUUUGCUAUUAGUGAGUGUCACCUCCUGGCCAUGAUGGCCUAUGACCAGCACGUUGCUAUCUGCCAGCCCCUGCUUUAUGUGACCAUCAUCUCCAGCCGCGUCUGCUGGCAGCUGGUAGCAUCAAGCUACUUAUUCGCCUUCCUCACUGCCAUCAUCUGCACAUGGUGCGUGUUUGGAGGUUCCUUCUGUGGUCUCAACCACAUUGACCACUUCUUUUGUGAUGCAGUCCCAGUGCCAAAGCUCGUGUGCUCUGACACCCACAGCAGUGAGGUGGUCAUCUUUGCCUUAUUCACCAUCAAUGCAGUGUGUGCAAGUGUGGUCAUUUUGCUCUCCUACAUCUCUAUCACCUGCACCGUGCUGAGGAUGUGCUCAGCACAGAGCAGGGCCAGAGCCUUCCACACCUGUGCCUCCCAUUUAAUGGCUGUUGCCUUGUUAUAUGGGACAGCAUUCUUCAUGUACCUACAACCUCCAUCUAGCUACAGGAGCCUGGAAAAGGUGGCCUCCAUCUUCUAUGCCAUGGUCAACCCCAUGCUCAACCCAUUCAUUUACAGCCUGAGGAACAGGGAGGUGAAGGGGGCUCUGCUGAGGUGCAGGGGAAGGUUCUUAAACCACUGGCAACAUAAAAGAGUUCUGUCAUUGAGGACAUGAACAAUUCACCUCAAAUGAGAAAGCCUAUGGGGCACUAAAACGAUGGCAUUCUCCCAGUUAUCUCCAUGAUUUGAUGUAGGUUUUCCUACAGUUACUGCACAACAGUCAAUGACAGUAUUGCAUGAG
Pezoporus occidentalis (night parrot) is the source of this 1017-nucleotide messenger RNA. RefSeq names its product olfactory receptor 8U3-like. The record is from RefSeq and is a predicted model, not a curated record. Gene Ontology annotation, molecular function: odorant binding; olfactory receptor activity. NCBI's taxonomy places the organism in Eukaryota, Metazoa, Chordata, Aves, Psittaciformes, Psittacidae. The transcript is spliced from 2 exons. The coding region runs from base 1 to 891 and encodes 296 amino acids. Gene Ontology annotation, cellular component: membrane. Gene Ontology annotation, biological process: G protein-coupled receptor signaling pathway; sensory perception of smell.